Molecule: messenger RNA, 2416 nt
Organism: Juglans microcarpa x Juglans regia
Lineage: Eukaryota; Viridiplantae; Streptophyta; Magnoliopsida; Fagales; Juglandaceae
Product: magnesium-chelatase subunit ChlD, chloroplastic
Exons: 14
Coding region: 113-2227 (704 amino acids)
Biological process (GO): chlorophyll biosynthetic process
Molecular function (GO): ATP hydrolysis activity; ATP binding; magnesium chelatase activity
Source: RefSeq, a predicted model, not a curated record
GGCCCCUCCUCGCUCACGUAGCGAUGCCUUACUUCUAUUAAAACAGUGAUUGGGUAUCGGAUAAGAAAGAAGGAGCCCAGCUCUCUCUCUCUCUCUCUCUCUCUCUCUCCCAAUGGCAUUCUCGGCCUCGGCUCCAACAUCCUCAUAUAUCUCACAGCUCCAAUCUUUUUCAACAUUCAAGUUACACCCUCUUCUUUUGAAUCACAUACGUCCUCGCAUUCGUUGGUCUCGUGUCCGUGCAGUUUCCGCAAUUGCAAAUGCAGCUCUUGAUUCUGGCAAUGGUGCGCUACUCGCCGCAGAGAAGCCGGAUCAUGCCACUCCUAAUUAUGGAAGACAGUACUUCCCUCUAGCUGCUGUUGUUGGCCAAGAUGCUAUAAAAACUGCUCUUUUGCUUGGGGCUACUGACCGUGAGAUUGGAGGGAUUGCAAUCUCUGGAAAGCGAGGAACAGCCAAGACAGUUAUGGCACGUGGGUUACAUGCAAUUUUGCCUCCAAUUGAUAUUGUUGUUGGUUCAAUAGCAAAUGCAGAUCCAGCCUGCCCAGAAGAGUGGGAAAAUGAUCUAGCUGAACGUGCAGAAUAUGACUCUGCUGGUAAUGUUAAGACCCAGAUAGUCAGAUCUCCUUUUGUUCAGAUUCCCCUUGGAGUCACAGAGGACAGACUCAUUGGAUCUGUUGACGUCGAGGAGUCUGUGAAAACAGGAACAACUGUUUUCCAGCCAGGCCUUCUUGCUGAAGCCCAUAGAGGUGUUUUAUAUGUUGAUGAAAUAAAUCUCUUGGAUGAGGGUAUUAGUAAUUUGCUUCUUAACGUAUUGACUGAAGGAGUUAAUACCGUGGAAAGAGAAGGAAUAAGCUUUAGGCACCCAUGCAAGCCACUUCUUAUUGCUACUUAUAACCCAGAAGAGGGUGCUGUACGUGAGCAUUUACUAGACCGUAUUGCAAUUAAUUUGAGUGCAGAUCUUCCCAUGAGUUUUGAAGAUCGUGUUGCCGCUGUUGGAAUUGCAACACAAUUUCAGGAGCAAAGUAAUGAGGUGUUUAAAAUGGUUGAGGAAGAAACAGACUAUGCAAAAACUCAGAUUAUUUUGGCAAGAGAGUAUUUGAAGGAUGUUGCUAUCAGCAGAGAACAAUUGAAGUACCUUGUUAUGGAAGCCCUUCGAGGUGGUUGCCAGGGACACAGAGCUGAGCUAUAUGCUGCCCGUGUUGCAAAAUGCUUAGCUGCUCUGGAAGGACGAGAAAAAGUCUACGUAGAUGACUUGAAGAAAGCUGUAGAACUUGUGAUUCUUCCUCGUUCAAUCAUCAAUGAGAAUCCACCGGAACAGCAAAAUCAGCCGCCUCCACCUCCUCCUCCUCCUCCACAAAAUCAAGAAUCUGAGGAGCAGCAGAAUGAUGAGGAAGAAGAAGAGGAUGAUAAUGAUGAAGAGAAUGAACAGGAGCAAGAACAAAUACCUGAAGAGUUUAUCUUUGAUGCAGAAGGGGGUUUAGUGGAUGAGAAACUUCUCUUCUUUGCACAACAAGCACAGAGACGCCGAGGGAAGGCUGGGAGGGCAAAGAAUGUGAUAUUUUCAGAGGACAGAGGCCGAUAUAUAAAGCCAAUGCUUCCAAAGGGCCCUGUAAAGAGAUUAGCUGUCGAUGCAACCCUCAGAGCAGCUGCACCAUAUCAAAAGUUGCGGAGGGAGAAGAACACUCAAAGCGGUAGGAAAGUUUUUGUGGAGAAAACUGAUAUGAGAGCAAAGAGAAUGGCACGAAAAGCAGGGGCAUUGGUAAUUUUUGUGGUUGAUGCAAGUGGAAGCAUGGCACUGAACCGAAUGCAGAAUGCAAAAGGUGCUGCACUUAAGCUACUUGCAGAAAGUUACACAAGCAGGGAUCAGGUGUCUAUCAUUCCAUUCCGUGGAGACUCGGCUGAAGUUCUCCUGCCUCCAUCUAGAUCAAUUGCAAUGGCAAGAAACCGUCUUGAGAGACUUCCAUGUGGUGGAGGUUCUCCCCUGGCUCAUGGUCUUACAACGGCUGUCAGGGUUGGGCUAAAUGCGGAGAAGAGUGGUGAUGUUGGACGCAUAAUGAUUGUUGCAAUAACCGAUGGUAGAGCCAAUAUAUCACUGAAAAGAUCCACUGACCCAGAAACUGCUGCUAGUGAUGCUCCAAGACCUUCAGCACAGGAAUUGAAGGUAAAGUUUUUAACGCUAAUAAGUGCCAUACCUGCUAGUGGAUGGCCCAUCGCAUCUUCAAUUGCUUAAACUUUAUGUAAACUAAUUUUGAUUACGCAAACAAAUAUCUUAACAUCAAAUGUUCCAUACUUACCUUAGCUUUCUAAUUGUUUUUCAUGAAAAUCUUGCAUGUGAAACCCAUGACUUUCCAUUGCCACCUCUUGAUUUGCUCAUCAUGUGUAGAAAAGACAAUUGCUUAGAAAUUUUGCAUAAUUUCAU